Aspergillus lentulus is the source of this 1032-nucleotide messenger RNA. RefSeq lists its product as uncharacterized. The record is from RefSeq and is a predicted model, not a curated record. Lineage: Eukaryota; Fungi; Ascomycota; Eurotiomycetes; Eurotiales; Aspergillaceae.
AUGUCUUCAUCGGGCAAUGCCUACGCUGCGGAACCAGCCUAUCCGAUUCUGGCUCAUACACUACUGUCCAGUCAUACCACGACGUCUAGGAUACCAGAGCAACCAGAGGAGUCAGAUCAGUCAUCUAUCUGGAAUCUAAGAAAGGACAUCGAAGAGGCAUUCGAAGGCCCAUCCAGUGUUUUCCGCUGUGGCAGAGUAAUCGGAUUCUCGAGACUGAAGAAAAGAGUUCAAGAAGACGAUGACCAGGAUUUCAUCGGCCAGCUCCCCCGCUACCUCCUCGCAAAACACCUCCGCAACACACCAUCCUCCCCACAACCAAAAGCCUUCAUAAUUCAUCCACCAACCUUCGACCCCUUCUCCCCAAAACAGCUCCUGACUUCUCUUCUUGCUUCACCCGCAACACCACCUCCCUCCCGCAACGAAGCAAUAGCCCUCCUAGACCACGUCCAGCUCCUCCCGGUCUUCGACUUCCGCGCCGCAGUGCAGGCCAUCCGCCAAGUCGUGGAUGCCCUGCAAUCAGCCUCAGUAUCUACUGGGGAGGGCGAGCGCGAGGACCAGCCCACUCGCACACUCCUCCUCAUCGCAGGCCUCGAUACACUAACCGAGGAUAUCAUCCGCGCCUCGAACCCCGUGAAGGGGGCUGCGGCGCUGACUGCCGCGCUGCGAACGCUGACGCAGCUUUCAAGGGCGCAUGGCUCGAACCUUGCUGUGAUGCUUGUUAAUACGCGGGGACUUGGACCUGCGCCUGGCUUUCGCCCUGGGACUGGAGCCGGGGCUGGGGUUGAAAGGCAGCAAUCGCGAGUGGACUUGCGGGUGCCGGUGGAGGAUGAGGGCGUCCACUCUAUGUUUCAUGCGGAGACGUCGACACCGCUGUUGCCGAGUUUGUUGAUGAGGACCCUAGAUCAGGGUAUUGAUACGCAUGUUCUGGUUUCGAUGGUGAAAGAGGAUUGCAUUGUGGAGGUUAUCAAGGAUCGGGUGGGAGAGGGUGUGGGGAGGUGGUGUAUUUGGGAUGAGAACUCCGUGAACGUUUGA